AUGGCUGAGUCCGCGGAUACCGAUUCCCCCUCCAUUGAGAUCCAAAACCUCUCCUAUAAGUUCCAAGAUGGCUCAAAUGGAUUGGAAGAUGUGCUGUUAAGCCUCCCACCAAGCAGUCGGACCCUUCUCAUUGGCGCGAACGGAGCGGGGAAAACCACACUGCUUCGUCUGGUCUCGGGCAAACGCCUUGCCCCCACCAACACCAUCGCUGUAGGCGGCAAAGAUCCAUUCAAGGACAGCCUUGAAGGGGUAACCUACCUUGGCGUGGAAUGGGUGCUGAAUGCCAUUGUUCGCACCGACAUCGAUGUCCCCACGCUAUUGGCCUCCGUGGGCGGAAAUGCUUACCCGGAGCGACGUGAUGAGCUUGUUGAUAUCCUCGAUAUUGACCUCCGUUGGCGCAUGCAUGCCGUAUCCGAUGGUGAACGGCGCCGCGUCCAGCUGGCCAUGGGUCUGUUGCGGCCUUGGAAGGUUCUGCUUCUGGACGAGAUCACCGUUGACCUCGAUUUGCUCUCCCGAAGCAACUUCCUCGCUUUCUUGAAACGAGAGACAGAGUCGCGAGCUUGUACUAUUGUCUAUGCCACCCAUAUCCUAGAUAAUCUUGCACAGUGGCCCACUCACUUGGUGCAUAUGCAUCUGGGCAAAGUCAAGGCAUGGGGAACCGUGGAAAAGUUCCACGAUCAAGUUCCACAGUGGACGUCCGAGAACAGUCGCCUUGGAGAAUUGGUUCUGAAGUGGCUUAAGGAGGACCUUGCUGUUCGGGGUCCUCGGAAUGGAGAGGCGACCCAGGCUAAAACUUAUGAUGCCGGUGGUAUCGGGGGUUACGGCUUUGAAAAACACGACUAA
This is a messenger RNA of Penicillium odoratum, 843 nucleotides long. RefSeq names its product putative ABC transporter. The transcript is spliced from 2 exons. Bases 1 to 843 code for a protein of 280 amino acids. The record is from RefSeq and is a predicted model, not a curated record. Gene Ontology annotation, molecular function: ATP hydrolysis activity; ATP binding. Lineage: Eukaryota; Fungi; Ascomycota; Eurotiomycetes; Eurotiales; Aspergillaceae.